This is a messenger RNA of Amaranthus tricolor (Joseph's coat), 1316 nucleotides long. RefSeq names its product high mobility group B protein 3-like. Bases 233 to 793 code for a protein of 186 amino acids. The record is from RefSeq and is a predicted model, not a curated record. The transcript has 7 exons. Lineage: Eukaryota; Viridiplantae; Streptophyta; Magnoliopsida; Caryophyllales; Amaranthaceae.
UACCAAAAAACAAACGACAUUUUUAACCAUUGGCGCUCUUUUUAAAGAUCUUUUCCGGGUAAAUUAAAUUUUGAAGUUUCAACUGUUCUACUGUUUAACCUAUUAAUAAAUUAAAUCAAACUAAUGUGAACACCAUAACCCACUGUUUCUCCUUUCCAAUGGAGAAUAAGAACCAAAAUUAACAUCAUUUCAUCAACAAAAUCGCUUUAUCUCCUCCAUUUAAGCACCUUCAAUGGCGACUCGCAAAAGGGUUCGUGCUUUUCGCUAUGCUCCCCCUCCUCUCCGUGCUCCCGAUGGAAGCGCCUUCAUGAAUUGUGAAAAAUGUGGAGUGUCGGUGGCAAUUGCAUUAAUGGAUAUGCAUGAUUGCAAAAGGAAGAAAGAUGUGAAGAAAUUUAAAGGGAAUUCUAAGCCUUCAAUUCCUGAAAAAAUUCUGAUUUCGGAGCAACCCAGAUCGCCUUUUAUGUUUUUCAUGGAAAGUUAUUCAAAAUCUUGCAAAAGUGGUCAAAAUUCGAUUGAGGUUAAUCGUGAAGCUGUUGAGAAAUGGAAGAAAAUGUCUACCAAGGAGAGAUGGCCAUAUAUUCUUCAAGCACAAAAAGUGGAUAUGGUUUAUAUGAAUAUUCUUCGUCAAGAAGAAAUCCAACUUUCUCAAGACGGUGAUGAUGAAGCAGAUUCAGCAAAAGGCACUCAGUAUGGUUCUGAAUACUCGGAUGACUAUGAUUCUGAAGAAAGUGAAGGUUGGAACAAUUUGCGAUGCCAAUUGCACAAGAGCUGUUUCUGCAUUGAAGUGAAAUGAAGAGAUACUAAUGGUCUUGGUAUUUCCUACUUUAUCCAAGGCAAGUCAUUUUGGAUAUUUAUGUACAGUCUAGGGUUUGAUUAUGUACAGGGCUUUUUGUCUAUAUUUUCCCUGGAUCUAUAAUCUUAAUCUAAGGUUCAUUAGGACUACUAAAUUAGUUGUAAGAUAUCAGCUAAUUUUGGGGUGAUUUUGCUACAAACUUGCCCUUUUGAGGCAUUUUUGCACCCAUUGUUUGAGUUUUGCGUAGUGCUCCACUUUGUAUUUGCGACUAUCAAUCUUUAGUGGAAGUUUUAUUAAUUCUGGCUUUGAAGAGAUUUUGUCUUAAUGCUUUUUGGUUUUUGUCUGUCUUUGAAUUAACUAUUAAAAGUAAAAGUGUCAUAUUGCGAGAUAAAUAUGACUUUCAGUAGUAAAGUUAAAAAGACUGUAAAAUGCGAUUAGUUCUGUAAUGAACUUUUAAGCAAUUGAAUUUUAUAUGAACUUCAUCAUGUAUUUCGCAUUUGUCUAUAUUUAUUGUUAAUCGAUA